Molecule: messenger RNA, 599 nt
Organism: Bradysia coprophila
Lineage: Eukaryota; Metazoa; Arthropoda; Insecta; Diptera; Sciaridae
Gene: ND-13B
Product: NADH dehydrogenase (ubiquinone) subunit ND-13B
Biological process (GO): respiratory electron transport chain
Cellular component (GO): respiratory chain complex I
Source: RefSeq, a predicted model, not a curated record
GAUAGUGUUCGGCGAGACAAAAAUACACAAUAAAGAAGAAGAAGAAGAAGUGUCAGGUCACUGUCAAAAUAGAAGAAUAUUUUUCUGCAGAAAAUUGUACUUCGAAAUUAUGGCUGAAUUUAUCAAAGCGACUACUGGCCUAACCCGCCUGGUCGUCUCAAAAAAUCCUCACCACACUCUCACGUCCCUGUACGGAAAAACGUUGAGAGCCCUAGCAAAGAUGCCACCAACAGCGGCCUAUCGAAUCCACACCGAGAAAAUAAUCACGGAACGGGCCAGAAUUGUUGCUAAUAACCAAAAUGUCGGCGACGUGGAAAACAAAAUCAAUUGCGGUCAAAUCGAAGAGGUGAUUGUCCAGGCGGAAAAUGAACUUUUACUGGCGAGAAAGAUGUUGGGUUGGAAACCAUGGGAACCUUUGGCAACUGCGGCUCCACCACAACAGUGGGACUGGCCACCAGCACAAAUUAAGUCAUUGUCGCAUUGAAUGUGGAAUGAUUUCAUGUCGGUGAAAUAGUUUUGAUGUUAUAAUGGAAUACGCAACCCAGUUUGUUUGAUGGAUAUGAUUGCAUCUGGUGGAAUAAAAUUUUAGUUGUUCCAAA